Molecule: messenger RNA, 1667 nt
Organism: Zymoseptoria tritici IPO323
Lineage: Eukaryota; Fungi; Ascomycota; Dothideomycetes; Mycosphaerellales; Mycosphaerellaceae
Gene: Kyn1
Product: putative kynureninase
Exons: 2
Coding region: 234-1667 (477 amino acids)
Biological process (GO): NAD+ biosynthetic process
Cellular component (GO): cytoplasm
Molecular function (GO): pyridoxal phosphate binding; kynureninase activity
Source: RefSeq, a predicted model, not a curated record
UCGCAUACUCUCAUUCGACUUGAACAAGCCUCUAUCAAAUCGGUCAAGGUAGUUGAGCAGUCAAAUCUCGCGGCAUCAAGCUCAAUGGACUGAUCAGGUAGGGCAUCACGCAGCUUCCAGUCUCACCUCUGAUCGUCUUCAUUCUCGCACUUCUGAACAGCUGAUCUCAUUCACUUGACUUCGGAAGGGAACGCCAGCUACUCGGACUGGUCAUCUGCUCCCAAGUCGCAGCCAUGGAUACCUCGGAGAUCUUCUCGCAGGCGCACGCAAAGGUCAAGGAUGAGCAGUGCCCGCUGCGAGGACUUCGAGAGCACUUUGUUAUCCCAAGCAAAUCAGAUUUGAGUCGAUCGACCGUCGCGGACAGUCUGACCGGGGCCUCUAAUGAGCCAUCGACAUAUUUGUGUGGGAACUCGCUCGGGCUUCAACCACAAUUGACCGCCAAGUAUUUCGAAGAGUACCUGAAGACAUGGCGUCAGAAGGGCGUCUUUGGGCAUUUCAAAGAAGUCUCGGACACACGUCUUCCUCCCUGGCUUCAUGCGGACGAUGAUCUACGCCUGGAUAUGGCAAAUGUGGUCGGCGCUCAUGCGGAGGAAGUGGCGGUGAUGCAGACUUUGACUGCAAAUUUGCAUCUAUUGAUGUGCAGCUUCUAUCAGCCUACGAAAACUCGCAACAAGAUCCUGCUCGAAGGCAGAGCAUUUCCAUCGGAUCAUUUUGUCGUAGAGUCCCAAAUUCACUUUCACGGCUACGAUCCGAAUCGCUCGAUGCUUCUGCUCGAGCCGGAAUCCAGUACGUCUCUGACCUUGAGCACUGAGUACAUUCUCUCCACAAUCGACAAACAUGCCAAUGAGCUAGCACUUGUGCUGUUACCUGGCAUCCAAUACUACACUGGCCAAUUCUUCGACAUCAAAACCAUUACUGCGCACGCACAGGCCAAGGGAAUCGUUGUCGGCUGGGAUCUCGCUCACGCUGCUGGCAAUGUGCCGCUACAGCUCCAUGACUGGAACGUUGACUUCGCGGCCUGGUGUACAUACAAAUAUCUGAACAGCGGACCUGGUAGUAUCGGCGGAUGCUUCGUGCAUGAGCGUCACAGCAAGGUGGAGAGCGCAACGACGGAUGGCAACACUUCCCUCGAGUACCGACCGCGACUUUCCGGCUGGUGGGGCUCCCAAAAGUCGAGUAGAUUCACCAUGGACAACAAGUUUGAGCCCAUACCCGGCGCUGCGGGCUUCCAGGUCUCGAAUCCGUCAGUCGCGGACUGCACAGCCGUACGUGCAAGCUUGGACGUCUUCAAGCAGACAUCGAUGUCGGCACUCCGGGGAAAGAGUCUCAAACUCACAGGCUACCUCGAAAAGCUCCUAGAUCUACUCCUGCAAGAUCAGCAGGCAACAUUGGGCCGACAACUGUUCCACAUCAUCACACCGCGCGACUCGAGCCAACGAGGUGCGCAGCUAUCGGUCAUGUUGCAGCCAGGGUUGCUUGACACAGUCAUGGCGGUCCUCGAGGAGCAUGCUGUUGUGGUAGACGAGAGAAAGCCGGACGUUAUUCGUGUCGCGCCGGCUCCACUUUACAACACCUAUGAGGAUAUCCCCCGUGUCCGCUCGACCCACGUACAGACAAGCAUCAUGACCGGUGGAACAGUCCGCAAGCCUGGAUCAGUGACGGAUUAG